Aphanomyces invadans is the source of this 3190-nucleotide messenger RNA. RefSeq lists its product as hypothetical. The transcript has 5 exons. Gene Ontology annotation, biological process: regulation of transcription by RNA polymerase II. Gene Ontology annotation, molecular function: RNA polymerase II cis-regulatory region sequence-specific DNA binding; DNA-binding transcription repressor activity, RNA polymerase II-specific. The record is from RefSeq and is a predicted model, not a curated record. NCBI's taxonomy places the organism in Eukaryota, Oomycota, Saprolegniomycetes, Saprolegniales, Verrucalvaceae. Gene Ontology annotation, cellular component: nucleus. Bases 1 to 3027 code for a protein of 1008 amino acids.
AUGUUUUGGAAAACGAAUAAGGAGCCGAAGAAGGCUUCGCGGACGACGGCACCUGCGAAGAAAAGCGUCGGCGGUGGCGACGACGAUUUCGACUUGUCCCAAUUUGGAAUCAAACCAGUCAGCGACAAGGAUGUCGAAGCUGAAAUGGCCAAAAUGAUGGCCGAGAUGUCGAGCCGGAAGGGGGAAGCUGGAGACCUCGAUGACUCGGACGAUGAGACAGAACUUAUGCGCCAGAUUCAACAAAUCGGUGCGGACGUUCCAUCGACCGCUUUUUCAUCCAUGCUGUCCGGCAGCGCAAGCGAUGUCGACGACGACGGCGAACUCAGCGAUUCGUGCUUGGACGAUCCGCAUCUCCAAGCAGAGCUGCAAGGAAUACUUGGGGCAGGUAAGAAGAGCGCAUCGUUCCGUGGAGACGAGCGCGUCCGCCUGCAGAAACUUGCCGAGACAGAGAAGCAAAACGCGAUCAAUCUCAAGCGGGCAGGACAAAUCCAGGCCGCCCUUGAAGCGAUGCGAGCCAUGAGAGCGUACGAAGCACAAAUUGAAGCUCUGGAUCAGUCAGUGCCUGUUCAGACAAUUCCCGCGCGGCGUUCGAUCGCGAUGACCACCGCCACCAACGCCCCCUCCCUCGUCGAUGACGACGACCCCGAUCAUCACAACAUCGAAGUGACCGACGAUGACCUGAACAAUCCUGAAUUCGACGCUAUGCUGCAUGGAGGCAACGCAAAGACCAAGGCGGCGCAAGUUGUUGAAAGUGUCGAUGCCGUGACGGUCGAGAGUGUCCAGGCUAAGAUUCUGGCGUUGAAACAGAGCGCCAUCGAGUUGAAAAACCAAAACAAGAUUCCUCAGGCGUUGACAGCUCUCAAAGAGGCUCGGGCGCUGGAGCCGACGCUCGUAAAACUAUUGCAGCGACCACAACAAGGUGAAGCUCUGUCCGUCGAAGUAUUGGCCAUGGACAGCUCGCCAUCCCAAGCCAAGUCCGCAGCCGAAGCAAUACUAGCCGACGCGAGCGCAGAUCACCGCGCCAAGGACAUUCCUGUUGCCAUGAGCGACUCGGAUGACGAAGACAUGGACAUGGACGUGACGGACGACGACCUGAACAACCCCGAGUUUGAUGCCAUGCUGAGUGGAGAAGCCUCGGCAAAACUAUCCUCCAAGGCAGACGCACAACCGCCGUCGAGAUCGUCCGUGGCGGGGGGUGCCGUGGUUCUUAUGGAAAGGCACACGCACCACGUCAUGGAAAUGCAAGUCACCAACUGCAGUCCUGAAGAGCUGGCUGCACGCGGCGGUGGAGGAGCGACGGAAACGGAGCCGAGCAGCGUUGGACUGGCAACCACGCCAGCAUGUACCCACAAUCUUCCUUCGUCCGAGGGCGAUGCCGCGCCACCGUCCGGUGGCCUGGUAGGCCUCGAUACCGAGUCCGCCAUGCAGGCAGAUGUUCUCGCUCAAGACGGUGCGGAAAGUCGUCCGGACUCUCGACCACGCACGUCUUCGUCGCAGUUGAUUGACGAAUUUGACGACGACGAUGAAUUCUUUGACGCCGUGGUGAUUCCGCCGAAUGUUUCCCUGCAAGAUCAACUAAAUGCCGCGAAAGCCGCUGCAAUUGCUCUCAAGAAACAAGGCAACAUUCAGGCGGCGUUGAUUCAGCUGCGACUCGUCAAGGAGAUCGAGGCAAAGCUCGUGCUGGAAACCACGCCGGCCGGACCGACGCCUCAAGAACUGUACGAGCAGCGGCAACGCGCGUUGGCAUAUGAAGCUAUUGAGAAGCAACUUGUGGACUAUGGCAACAAGUGUCGCGCUGAAGCCACCCGCCUGGUCUCCAUCGACCGCAGUCGGGCCCAAGGCCAGUUGGACCUCCACAAAAGGUACGUGGCGGCGUUGGAGACGCUGCGGGCGGCCCGCGGGAACCCCCUUCAGCCCCCGCCCACAACGCACAUCGAGGAACACGUCGAUAUUUUGGAACACGUAAACGUGGAUGUACCGCUGGACCGAAUCGAGAUCAGCGUGCUUCAAAUGCGCUCCACGGCAGUCGCGACGGCGUCCAAGGACUUGUUUGUCAAGCUCGGCUUAAACGUGCCGUCCCAAAACCCACACGAACUCACUACAUCCACCGUGCGGGGCACCGGGUCCGGUUUGUACUCGUACAAUGCAGUGGGAGUGUUUCCGAUCCAGCGAAAUCGCGGGCUGCUAAAGCUGGUCGAGCUGCGCAAGGCCCAAGUCGAGGUGUUCACCGCUCCUGGGUUCUUCUCAGCACCGCAGUCAGUUGGCAAGGCAACGGUGCCGCUCAGCCCCCUGCUCAGCUCGAGUGAGAUUCAAUGCUGGCUACCGCUCAUGGUCAGUCGGCGGCCCUGCGGUUUGGACGUGCAGAUCCGCAUUCGGCUCCACGUACCCCUUCGAGACAAGGAAUUUCGGCCGGUCAAGUCGUAUGUGUUUGUGGUGGAUGCGUACCCGCCGCCGUUGGCCCCAGCGAUGACGACACCCGUGCAGCAACGACCGGUGGCGGCUCCAAAAACGCGUGUAAACGCCCCAGCAAAUCAAGCACCACCACCCGACACCGCAUCGAUUCCCACUGCUUCAUCACAGCAUGCGCCACCAGCACCCUCCGUCAAGCCCCGCCCGGCGGACUCGAUGAGCGAUGACGACGAUCCCCAUGGAGUCGACAAGAUCGUGAGCUACGACGUGAUUUGCGAAGAGGUUCCACGACUCGCUUUCAACACGAUGGACAUCUCAUUUGAAUGUGUGCAGGUGGCGAAGCUGGAGGAAAAGAUCAAGAGUGGGGCGGCCAGCGCUGAAUUUACAGAUCGACUCGAUUCGUUGGCGCUGAAGAAACAGCUGUUGGAGAUUGAUAUUCAAACGGGCAAGUUGACGGAAGCCGCGUACGUCGACAUGUUGAAAGCGCGCAUUGCGUCGGACAUGGCGUUGGCCCGGUCGCUGCAUCAACGAGGACGCAAACUUGAUGGCGCGAGAGUGCUCCAUCGUGUCAAGGUCAUGCAGCAAGAAAUCGCAUCGGCGACAGCUCCGCCAUCGUAGCAUCCCUUCGCAGGUGCAAGGAGCAUGAACGAUCGCCUAGCUACACCCAGCCAUGCAUGACUUGGCGCGUUCAUGCCGUAGUCCAGUGUUUGCGCCCGUUUAAUUGCAACGCAAUAGAGAAAAGUGGUGCAAUGCCGGAAUCGGCGACGCGACGUGAAUCGAC